UAGCAUAAAUAGCAUCAUCGAUCGAGGACGAGUGUUUGUUGUUCUCCUUGUGAAAUUGCCGUUGACCAGAGGGAAACAAGAAAAGAAAAAAAGAGAGGCGAAGAAGAAGAAGAUGAAGAUGAAUGUUAGGGUUUUGUUUCUGGCUCUCCUUCUCCUCGCAUCUCCUCUGCUCCAAGUUGCUAGAAGUCAAGUGGACGAUGAUCAUUCCAGUCUUGUUGACGAUGUUGUCGGAGAACACAGUGAUUCUGGUGCUGACGAAGAUGACCAGGACUUGGAUAUCAACUUGACCUCAGCUCCAGGAGUUGAGACUGUCUGUGUUUUCCCCAGAAACAGUGCCAGAGUGGUUCCAGCUGGAGAAGAGACUGAGCUCCUUGUUGCUCUCAAGAACGAUGGGAAACCUACCGUUGGUGUGAUGGGAAUCAGGGCCAGCGUCCAUCUUCCUUAUGAUCAUAAGUUGUUGGUUCAGAAUCUUACCACGAUGAGAUACAACAAUGCCUCCAUCCCAACUUCUGUUCAAGCAACAUUCCCCUACGUCUUUGCUGUUAGCCAGUACCUGCAGCCUGGGGCAUUUGAUCUGGUGGGUUAUGUCAUCUACGACGUGGAAGGGAAGCCAUACCAGAGUGUCUUCUACAAUGGAACCAUCGAGGUAGUUGAAUCUGGAGGUCUUCUCAGCGGUGAGUCUGUCUUCCUUAUCACACUUGGGAUUGCUCUCCUCCUCCUCCUCGGUCUAUGGGCAUACAGCCAAGUUCAGCGUCUCACCAAGAAAACCAAAAAGGUGUCAAAGGUGGAAGUAGGAACAAGGUCUACGGACGCAUCAAUGGACGAGUGGCUCGAGGGAACUCAUUUGGCCAAGUCAUUGUCUGGGAAAUCAAAGAGCAAGAAGAACUAAAAAAGAGCCUUUUUGCUUCUUUGCAGUUACUAGACUCAAGUCUUUUUUGGCGUUUUGAAAGAGUUUUAAGUUCAGUCUCGAGGAAGUUUAGAGUUUUUAAACGACUUUUUUUUUGUUCAUGCGUUGUACCAUCUAGACAAUCUUUCUUUUUAUUCUUGUCAUACGUAUCCUACUCAGCUUAACUUACAAUGAUUUAGAUCUCCCCUUUACA
This is a messenger RNA of Brassica oleracea var. oleracea, 1100 nucleotides long. Its product is annotated as translocon-associated protein subunit alpha-like. Bases 113 to 889 code for a protein of 258 amino acids. The record is from RefSeq and is a predicted model, not a curated record. Lineage: Eukaryota; Viridiplantae; Streptophyta; Magnoliopsida; Brassicales; Brassicaceae. Gene Ontology annotation, cellular component: endoplasmic reticulum membrane; endoplasmic reticulum. The transcript has 8 exons.